CUACUGUCCGUCAACUGAAAAUCCAAAAAAAAGAAGUAAAAACAGAAAUCUCUUCAGGUCAUUUGCAGAAAACGCUUAAAAGCUUCAUACAAAGAGCUUUCUUCAUCUUGUAGGUAACGUCCUAGAAAAAAGUUGGUGAACUUUUGGCAGUUGUUUUCAAGGAAGAAGCUCAACUGUCAAUUCGAAAUCGCUAUCGAUUUAAACUUUGUUUUGGUUAAAAUUCUGGUAGCUGACGAAUUUUCAGCAUACAGCGAUCGGUCGGUGUUACCGGUGCAGUUUGGAGGUUAUCCUGAAGUACUGCCUGGAUUUAAGGCAGUUUUAAUCCUGAGAUGCACCUUAGAUGGGUUCGUUGACUAUCACUGAGGAACUGUGAACAAGUCAGGGUGAUUAUUACUGGCCAUGGAGGAUAGUGGAAGCAUCACUGAAAUGGUCUUGUCCAAUGGAGAUGCUUAUGUGGGUUGUUUCAAAGGGGUGCUUCCUCAUGGAAAAGGUAAAUACACUUGGUCAGAUGGAUCUGUUUAUGAUGGUUGUUGGGAAGAAGGAAAAAUGACCGGAGAAGGACGGCUUGUUUGGCCUUCUGGAGCUUCAUAUGAAGGUGAUUUCUCUGGAGGUUACCUCCAUGGUUUUGGAAUAUUUAGUGGAUCUGAUGGCUCAAUAUACAGAGGUGUUUGGAGGAUGAAUACCCAGCAUGGAAUAGGAAGAAAGCAGUAUCAGAAUUCUGAUAUUUAUGAUGGUUGUUGGAAAGAGGGAGUAUGCGAAGGCAGUGGCCGAUAUGCAUGGAGUAAUGGCAACAUGUAUAUUGGGAACUGGAAAGAUGGAAAAAUGUGCGGUAGAGGUGUUAUGAAAUGGUUCGAUGGAGAUCUUUUUGAUGGAUGUUGGUUGAAUGGUUUAAGACAUGGGUCAGGCUGUUACCGAUUUGCUGAUGGAAGUUACUACUUUGGGGUGUGGACUAAAGGGCUAAAAGAUGGACAUGGAAUGUUUUAUCCUGCUGGAAGUAAGCAUCGCUUUCUGAAAAAAUGCAGCAAAAGGUAUGAUGAGAAGAAGAAAAGGCGGCUCUCAAAUAUUUCAUCCUCUAAUUCAAAGUCUGUGAAACCUAAAGUGAAGCGUAGUUUUUCGGAGAGAAUCUCCUAUAAUUUACUUAGAAAUUCAGGAAGCAUAUCACAGAGGACUACAUUACCGGGGGAAGACAUUGCUCUCGAUGAUUCCAGUAGAGACAUGAUGGCCUGUGAUUCAUCAAGUGUAUUAUCUCAAAACUCUCUUGAUGACAAAACGGAAUUUCUGGAAACAGGGUCUGUAGCUUAUGAAAGGGAAUACACGCAAGGAGUCCUAAUCAAAGAAAGUAUUAUAAAUAUUAGUAGACUAUCUCGCAAAAGUAAACAGCGGCGUAAAUUUCACGCAGAAGAAGUAAAGAGGAAGUCGUGUGUGGACUUUCUUGAAGGUCGUAAGAGCUAUUAUUUGAUGCUUAAUUUGCAACUUGGUAUCAGGUAUUCUGUUGGUAAGAUCACUCCUGUGCCUAUCCGUGAAGUGAGGCAAUCGGACUUUGGAGAUCAGGCAAGAAUCAAAAUGUACUUUCCCAGGAACGGCUCCCAAUUUACACCUUCACAUCAUUCUCUUGAUUUUUAUUGGAAGGAUUAUUGCCCUAUGGUUUUCAGAUAUUUGAGAGAGUUGUUCAAGCUGGAUGCUGCAGACUAUAUGAUGUCCAUCUGUGGUGAUGAUGGUCUGAGAGAACUUUCAUCUCCUGGAAAGAGUGGCAGCCUUUUCUAUCUUUCUCGUGAUGAUAGAUUUGUGAUCAAGACUUUAAAGAAGUCCGAGCUCAAGGUUCUUCUCAAGAUGCUUCCUGAUUACUAUAAGCAUGUAAAGGAAUAUGACAACACACUCAUAACAAAAGUUUUUGGGGUGCACAGGAUAUCAUUGAAACGUGGAAAAAAGGUACGCUUUGUAGUUAUGGGGAAUAUGUUUUGUACUGAAUUGAGAAUACAUCGCCGGUAUGAUCUAAAAGGUUCUUCUCAUGGGAGAUUUACGAAGAAAGAUCGGGUUGAUGAGACGACUACAUUAAAAGAUCUCGAUUUAACAUAUGAGUUUCAUAUGGACAAGUUAUUACGUGAGGCACUUUUCAAACAACUAUCUUUAGACUGCAGAUUUUUGGAAUCUCAGAACAUUAUAGACUAUAGCCUUCUAUUGGGAUUACAUUUUAGAGCUCCUGAGAAUCUAAUGUCUCUUUUAGAGCCACCUGAUUCUCUGCACAAAUUCGAAACUAAUCCCGAUAACGUUGAAGGUGGGAUAUCUCAGGGGGAGCUCUCAAUUCCACCAAGAGGUUUGAUUUUAGUAACACAUGAACCCAAUUCUGUCAACGUUACACCAGGUCCUCAUAUUAGAGGAAGUACACUGAGAGCCAUGUCCGUUGGUGACCAGGAGGUUGAUCUUCUUUUGCCUGGUACUGGAAGGUUAAGGGUACAACUAGGUGUAAACAUGCCAGCCCAAGCAAACCAAAAAGUCAUGCAGGAUGAUUCAGCUUCAGUCCAAGUUGAACUCUUUGAGGUAUAUGAUGUUGUUCUAUAUCUCGGAAUAAUUGAUAUACUGCAAGAGUACAACAUGAAAAAGAAACUGGAGCACACCUACAAAUCUUUGCAGUUUGAUCCCAUGUCGAUCUCUGCAAUUGAACCCAAGAUUUAUUCGAAACGUUUCCUCAAUUUCUUAGAGAAAGUGUUCCCCAUUGAACCAUGAAAAGUCUAAUAAUUAUCUUGCAAAUAUUCUUUUGCUGUCCAGCUCAGAGGCUCUCCGGUUUUCUUGAUUAGAGCUGGAUUGAAAAAAAAAAGAGGCUUUUCAUGAUUCAUUGAAGAGCAAUUUUAUCACCACUAGAGUGUUCCAUUCUUAAUGUACCGUAUAGUCUAUUUGUACAGUUGACUUAGUUUUGUAGCCGAGAGGGUCUCUCCAGUUAUAAUUUAUCUUGAAGAUUUUUGCUUUAAGCUUCUUAUCUCAAAUCUUUUUGUUUCCUCAUACUCAUAUGGAUGAUGGGUGAUUCUUUGCAUUCCUCUUA
This is a messenger RNA of Solanum dulcamara, 3037 nucleotides long. Its product is annotated as phosphatidylinositol 4-phosphate 5-kinase 8-like. Gene Ontology annotation, biological process: phosphatidylinositol metabolic process. Bases 400 to 2724 code for a protein of 774 amino acids. The record is from RefSeq and is a predicted model, not a curated record. Gene Ontology annotation, molecular function: 1-phosphatidylinositol-4-phosphate 5-kinase activity; ATP binding. Lineage: Eukaryota; Viridiplantae; Streptophyta; Magnoliopsida; Solanales; Solanaceae. The transcript has 11 exons.